UAGAAAUGGUAAUUAUGGCUUUAUGUGCAAAGAGAACUGCAGUGGAAAUUGCUUGAAUAAUGAAACUUGCUACCAUAUUGACGGGCAUUGUAUGAAGGGAUGUGAGACGGGAUUUCAAGGCGAGAAAUGUGACGCACUAUGUCCACCUGGAACUUUUGGAGAAGACUGUGCAGGGAAUUGUAGUGGAAACUGUGAUAACAAUGAUACUUGCUACUUCAUCAAUGGACAUUGUCUCUGGGGUUGUCGUGAUGGAUUUCGAGGAAAGCGCUGUGAUGAACAAAACAGUCCUGUAGCACUUACGGGAUCUUGCAUCUAUGGAAUAGACUAUGUUUAUGGCCUAACAGCAGGACUGGUUAUUUCCUUCAUAUUGAAUGUAGGAUUCCUCUUUACAGUAAUUAAACUCAUCAGAAAGAAGAAAAAUAAACAGGGAACUGACCAUUCUACAUCCGAGGUCAAUGACAGAGAAGGUUUCCAGCAAAGAUCAAUACCUGUCAGCCAUGUUGAAAACCACGCAUACGAGGAACUGAAUGCCACACAAUCCGUCCAUAUUUACCAAAAUCUCUCGCUUAAUGAUAACAAAACAAGCUUUAUGUAAUAUUGGUGAUCAUAUCAUACCGAUCAACCAUCCAAAUAUAACAUAGCACAUUGUGUGAAUAUUGUCAUUUAUUAGAUGACAAUACAUCAAAUAUUAUCAUUCUAUAUAAUGAUAACAACAACAAUCUAAGGGGAGAUCCAGACAAUACUGACAUCACAAGUUGCUUUUAUAAAAUCCCUGAACAUGACAAAGAGAUCUCCCCUGUUACAUAACUUUACAAAAGUUUUGACAAAAUAUAAUUACAGCAUUAUGAUUUAAAUUUUGAAUAUGUAACGUACAUCAUUAAAAUAUUCAAAUAGAUAUUAUUUAAGGUUCCUGUUAUGAGUAUAAAUCAAAACAACCACCAACUAACCAAUGAACGUUACUGUCUAUUAUAAUUUAAUCAUUACUUGCAAAUUGUCCGGAUUUGUCAAUAAAGAUGAGACAUAUCCCAUGCCUACAAACUUUUUUCUGCAAAUCUGGCAUCGCUCUCUUGAUAUCAAUUAACGAAAUGAAAGAAGAUGAAUUUGAGAAAAUUGUCAUAUAUCAUUAAAAUUUUGUACAUAUAUAAAACCAACACUAACUUAUAAAUUUAGUGGCAAAUAUGGAGUAACUACAAAAAGUAACCCUAUCUAAACGAUGCAAUUCAUUGUAUGGUGUACAAGUAGGAAGGUGGUGCAGUACUUAAGAGUUCCAAUGAAAAAUCUGUAUAUAAUAUUUAAAAUCCUAUGGAAAAGUAAUUACUACACAGUAUUUUGGAAAUGUAAAUGUAAAUUCUUAAUAUUGUAUUAAAAACUAUAAUUCCUCAAAUUUUGGUGUGAUGCAUAAGUAAAUAUGAAUUUUAUAACGUUUCAUAUACACUUGGUUGAAAUCCGACUUUUUGAAAUUGACGGCUGCGUAGACACAGGCGGCGCACUGACCUGUGAU
Messenger RNA from Saccostrea cuccullata (small rock oyster), 1501 nucleotides. RefSeq names its product multiple epidermal growth factor-like domains protein 10. NCBI's taxonomy places the organism in Eukaryota, Metazoa, Mollusca, Bivalvia, Ostreida, Ostreidae. Gene Ontology annotation, molecular function: scavenger receptor activity. The transcript has 4 exons. The coding region runs from base 23 to 595 and encodes 190 amino acids. The record is from RefSeq and is a predicted model, not a curated record.